This is a messenger RNA of Apaloderma vittatum (bar-tailed trogon), 1023 nucleotides long. It is a transcript of the gene SENP2, whose product is annotated as SUMO1/sentrin/SMT3 specific peptidase 2. Lineage: Eukaryota; Metazoa; Chordata; Aves; Trogoniformes; Trogonidae. The transcript has 10 exons. Gene Ontology annotation, molecular function: deSUMOylase activity. Bases 1 to 1023 code for a protein of 340 amino acids. Gene Ontology annotation, cellular component: nucleus. Gene Ontology annotation, biological process: protein desumoylation. The record is from RefSeq and is a predicted model, not a curated record.
AUGCCAGAAUUCACAACUUCAGAAACCAGCAAAAUGGGGAGGACUGCUGAAGAGGAUGUUCAACGAGGAGAAAAGGAGAAAUACAAACAACAUUUGCAACUACUAAAGGAAAAAUAUCCUGGAAGCUGCCCUAAUCCACAUCUGAGAAGCUUCCGCAAUGUUCAAGCUGUCUCAAAGGAACCAGUGAUGACUGUGAGUCACUUGGAUGGCCAAAAACGUGGAGAUGUCUCUCCACAUAUGACACUGAGGACCACCUCCAGUAGUGUCCAGAAGAGGACAAAUCCUAUUUACUAUCUCAGUGCUGUGGAAGAGGAGCAGCUAGCUUGUGGCUCUGGAAUUGCUUGCAAGCCAGUGGCCCCUCAAGCCAUGGAGAGAGAGAUUGCUGCUGCACUUGGCACAGGACCCCACGAUGAGAUUCUCAGCAGUGCCUUCAAACUAGAGAUCACACGGGAUGACAUUCGGACUCUAACAGACUUUUGCUGGCUAAAUGAUGAGGUCAUUAAUUUCUACAUGAGUCUUCUGAUGGAAAGAAGUAAGAAAGAAGGAUAUCCAGUGGUCCAUGCGUUUAGUACUUUCUUUUACCCUAAACUAAAAUCUGAGGGGCAGAAAGCCGUAACAAGGUGGACCAGAGGCGUGGAUCUAUUCAAGCAAGACCUCGUCUUAGUGCCCAUUCACUUGGGAGUGCACUGGACACUAGUGGUCAUAGACAUCAGAAAGAAGACCAUCACUUACUUUGAUUCAUUUGGACGAAACCGAGAUGACAUUUGUCAAACUUUAUUCAAAUACCUGCAAGAAGAAAGCCAGGAAAAAAGAAAUCUGGAGCUGAGUUCUUCAGAGUGGACUCUUCACAGCAUGGAGUCACACGAAAUCCCCCAACAACUGAAUGGAAGUGACUGUGGCGUCUUUCUGUGCAAAUAUGCUGAUUAUGUCUCCAGGGACAAACCUUUAACCUUUACCCAGAGUCACAUGCCUUACUUCCGCAAGAAGAUGGUGUGGGAAAUACUUCAUCAGCAGCUGCUGUGA